GAAAAUGUCUGCGCUGCCAAAUGGAGGACAGGAGGAGGAUAUGAAAAUUCUUGGGCAAUUGAAGAGCAUAGAGCAGAUUAAUGAGCAGCGCAGGAUAUUCCUCAACAGCACGAUUAACGAGGAGGUCUCGGAGAAUGGUUCGAAUGGUGGAACGAUUCAGGAGGAGGACUUGGAAAAGGAUCUAAAGAAACUAGAUCAAGAGAAGCUGGGAUUGGAGAAAGUCCCCGAGGAAAUAACAGAGAAAGCUCCAGAGGAGACUCUAACCAAGGAGCAGGUGCAGGCGCCCGAAAAGGAAGAGCAAGCUAAGCCCCAGCCACCGACUACUCUCAGUCUAAAUGUAAAGUACGCCACCCUACCAAGUCCCAGUGUAGUAACUUUGAGAUCCCCACUUUCGCCGCCUCCCAAACCGCCAAUGCUGGGUCGCACCCGAAGUAUAGGUUCCGGCGAUAGCAAGAGUCCUGUGAACAAUGGAGCUCUCUCUCCCGAAAAUUCCUUUCGCCAGAGCUUUCCCGAAUGUGUGAUCACGUCCAGCAAAACGGAAAAGUCCCCUGUUCCUUCCGUUGAAGACACUCCAGCGGCCGUCUCUGCCCGCCAUUACGAGGGACUCAUCGAGGAGCUUAGAUGUCCAGGAUGUGCCGGGGCCAUGAAGGCGCCCAUUCUCCUUUGCAAGAGCGGCCACAGUGUCUGCGAACAGUGCACCCGAAUUUUGCUCAUGUGCCCACUGUGCAAGGAACCUUUCACGAAUUCCCGUUCGCUGACUGUGGAGGCCCUCUGUGCGAAGGCGCACUUCCGAUGCGGACACGCUUCUGGCGGCUGCCAGGUGCGGAUGCCGGUAGUCCUGUUGCCGUGGCACGAACAGCAGUGCAUGUACAAGCCGAUGAAGUGCUUCAUGGGUCGCGUUUGGGGGGACUGCCGUUGGCAGGGACGGGAGGUGCAAUGGAAGGAGCAUCUGGAACAGGAGCACGACGACCGCCUGUUUCGCUCCAACACUGCGGAUCUGGAAUGGAAUCUGGCUACGCGACGAAAACCUCUUACUGGAUACUAUGUCUUCCAGGCACACGAUGAGAUGUUCAACUUCUAUGAGGUCCACGACCGCCAGCGCAUCCUGUUUACCAUGACGUGCACUUCGAACCGGCGGGACAGCAAGUACAACUAUGCCUACGAGGUGACUGUGCUUCAACCAGAUAAUGAGGCUCUGUCCAUGACCCAGAAGUUUCCCGUGCACAGCGAGUACGACAAGGAUAUCCUUAUGGAGGGCACCUGCGUCAGUAUCCCGCUGACAGAGCUCAAUCGCUUCCUGGACUCCGAGAAGGUGCUCUACUAUCGCGUGAGUGUACUGGCGGUCAAGUCACCACGCAGGGCGAAGCCACCCCGCCAGAGUCUUCCGCAUCCCGUGGACCUUGAGCAGACCUCGAAUGGCGGAGCAAAUGGCAAGAGCGUUCCGACCAAUAUGAUAAUUACGCGCACCUAUAAGGAGGCCAUUGGUGUAGUAACUGCCGAGUCCAGAGCGGAGGCGGCCACUCCUGACUCGGAGGAGGAUUCUAUGGUCGCUGGCAAUUCCGGUGAUGGAACCGGAAGUCUGGAACUUGAGCGCAAAUGGGGUACUCCGCAGCUGCACUUCAAUCGGAAAUAUCUACGCAACACUUUAAAUGACCCCACGCCCCAGGAAGAUGAACUACGUCCGCUGGCCGCUGAUCUACGUAAUGGGCAUGGCGAUGACAAGCUUUCCCAGUGCAGCAAUAGCACGAGUUACACGAAAAAGGUAUCCGAUUCGCUUCGGAGAAGUUUCCGCGCCCUCAAGGCGGAUAUUGUGGAGAUGAGGCCGUUUGGCAAGAAGUCAGUUAAGUCAGGAUCUGCCUCUCCGAUCCAAACCAAUGGCAACUAGUGAAUCCAUGGGUGCUUCUUAUUUUUUUUUGUUCACAAUAAAGUAUGUAAAUAUAGCACUGUAUUAAAUCUAUGGAAAUAUGUACUAAAAUCAUAAAAAAAAAUAAAUUUGACUACGAA
Molecule: messenger RNA, 2004 nt
Organism: Drosophila eugracilis
Lineage: Eukaryota; Metazoa; Arthropoda; Insecta; Diptera; Drosophilidae
Exons: 3
Coding region: 5-1885 (626 amino acids)
Biological process (GO): proteasome-mediated ubiquitin-dependent protein catabolic process; multicellular organism development
Cellular component (GO): cytoplasm
Molecular function (GO): ubiquitin protein ligase activity; zinc ion binding; ubiquitin conjugating enzyme binding
Source: RefSeq, a predicted model, not a curated record